AUGGAAUAUAGAGAAACCAUUCCCGAGGAUUCAGAUGAAGAAAUCGUCACCGUGACAAUCACCAACGAGUCAACAAUCACGAGAUCAGAUACCUCUCUCCCUCCUUCGUUUGUAAACGAUUUUGAUAACUUGAACAUCGCUGAAGAUCGCAUUAAUCGUUAUUCUAAUGAGAUAUUGUCUUCUUUGACAUCUACCUCACUUAAUGACGCUACCGUAAUUAAUGAAAUUUCAUCCUUACCUCAACCUCCACGUUACACACCUAUUGCGUCUCCUAUUGAUGGAGAAAGGAUUUCUGGAUUAAUUAGAAAGCGGGAAAGGGCAAUGUCCAAAGCACUAGCUAACAUCGAACGUUCAAUGAAUGUUGAUCUUUGUUAUGUUUUAGACUGUACCGGUUCCAUGGCGGGUCAUAUCGCUGCUGCAAAAGAUUGUAUUCUACAAGUGACAGAAUAUAUUAGAAAUAUAAAUCCAUACUUGUAUGGAAGAUUUCAAGCAAAUUUAUCCAGUGUACCAGCUACUGGUGGUGGUGAUGAUCCAGAAGAUGUUCUCGGAGAUGAUUAUCCCGGCGGUGACCCCAAUGGUUUGACAGCUGAAAUUGUAUUAGAAAAGAUGAAAUCGGAAGGAAUUCUUUAUUCUUUCGGAAAAAUUACGGGAUUUACAGAUAAAAUGAUUGAAGUAUUUCGUAGUAUACUUGGUGAAAUCCAAAUUUGUGAUCUUGUAGGGGGGGAUCCAAUAGAAUUAAUUAACAAAUUCGUUAAGGCUACAACAUCAUCUAUCACUAUGUCUAUUUCUUUAACUAGCGCUCUAGGAAGUAGAACCAGAGAUGUAUAUUCUUCCCAAGAAAGAAGGGUUGAUAUAGAUCCUUCUGUCCCUAAUUGGAAUGAUCUUCUAGCACAAAGAGGGGUAACUUUAAGUUAUACCAUCCCCAGAACUCAGAAUGAACUCGAAGAUCGAAGAUAUUUUUGCAAAGAGAGACUCCAUUCUAGAAAUUAUUAUUUCAAAAUCGCACAACAACCAUUCUCUUCUGGUGUUGAAAAGUAUGCUUACUUUUCCAUUGAUACCAAGAGAAAUCCACCCCGGAGAAUGGUAAUGAAGGAAUACUUUAAAAAUGAUUCGCGAAAUCCUUUUGAAAAGUACCUUGAAGCUAUAGAGAUUUCUUCAGUGGCGAGUUUUCUUUCUAUAAGAUUUAAUUCAGCUGCAAGAAGAAAAAAUAUUUGUUCCAUAAAUUUUCUUGACGUUAAACUUGUGCGUGUUGCUAUGAAUGGUAGAACUCGUUAUUAUAUUACAGAACCGGAACUUCAGGGCGCAAAAUUUAAGCGAUUUAAUGUUAAUAGUGGAUUGAUUGUGGAACAUCGUCCCACUCUAGAGGCAUUUGUUCAUUUCUCAUAUUGGUACACCGAUGGGUAUUUAGUAAUUUGUGAUCUCCAAGGAAUUGAAAAUACUGAUCAGUUUCUCUUAACCGAUCCAGCAAUACAUUGUACUGAUCCAUUGAGAUUUGGAAGAACAAAUUUAGGCAAAAGAGGAAUUGAGAAGUGUUUUAUCGAGAAACACAGGUGUAACGAUAUUUGCGAGAAGUUGGGGUUACCGAGAAUUUGA
Molecule: messenger RNA, 1593 nt
Organism: Acaulospora colombiana
Lineage: Eukaryota; Fungi; Glomeromycota; Glomeromycetes; Diversisporales; Acaulosporaceae
Source: the annotation of a GenBank genome assembly